This is a messenger RNA of Beta vulgaris subsp. vulgaris (sugar beet), 1129 nucleotides long. RefSeq names its product lanC-like protein GCR2. Gene Ontology annotation, cellular component: plasma membrane. Gene Ontology annotation, biological process: carbohydrate metabolic process; peptide modification. NCBI's taxonomy places the organism in Eukaryota, Viridiplantae, Streptophyta, Magnoliopsida, Caryophyllales, Amaranthaceae. The record is from RefSeq and is a predicted model, not a curated record.
CGAUCUCAUCUCAGAAAUGUUACUUUUAUAUGUGGACGGUCUGGUGUCUGUGCUCUUGGUGCUGUUGUUGCAAAACACGCUGGUGACGAAAAAUUAUUGAAUCACUAUGUCACGGAGUUCAAACAGAUAAAGCUUCCUGCUGAUCUUCCAUAUGAACUGCUUUAUGGAAAAACUGGUUUUCUGUGGUCGUGCUCCUUCCUAAAGAAGCAUAUUGGAGAAGACACCAUAUCUUAUUCCACUAUGAGGGAAAUUGUUUCAGACAUCAUGAAAGCGGGUAAAAAAUUGGGGAAGGGGAGAUGUCCACUGAUGUACGAGUGGCAUGGAAAAAAGUACUGGGGUGCUGCCCAUGGCCUAGCUGGAAUCUUGCACGUCUUGAUGAGUAUGGAGCUGACACUAGAUGAGCAAGAAGAUAUAAAAUCUGUGCUACGCUAUAUGAUUAGAGGACGUUUCCGUGGGAACUAUCCUUCAAGUGAAGGAAGUGAAUCAGAUCGUCUUGUCCAUUGGUGCCAUGGUGCUCCUGGGUUAGCCCUUACCCUAGCAAAAGCAUAUGAGGUUUUUGGAGAUAAAGAACUGCUACAAGCUGCUGUAGAUGCUGCAGAAGUAGUGUGGAACCGAGGUCUACUUAAAAGAGUUGGGAUUUGCCAUGGUAUCAGCGGGAACACCUACGUAUUCCUUGCCCUUUAUCGUCUAACCGGCAAUGCUGAGUAUUUGUAUAGAGCCAAAGCAUUUGCUAGUUUUCUGCAUGAUAGAGCUCGAAGGCUCAUCGCAGAGGGGUUUAUGCAUGGAGGUGACCGCCCUUAUUCACUGUUUGAAGGGCUUGGAGGAAUGGCUUAUCUGUUCUUGGAUAUGAAUGAACCAGCUGAAGCAAGGUUCCCUGCUUAUGAGCUGUAGAUUCUUUUCCAAGGAAAGGGUAUGUAUUAUGUAUAUGCGCUGUAUUUUUGUAGAAAAUACUCAACCAUAGAAAAAACUUCGCAAGAAAGAAGAAACGGCUGAAGCUUUACUAAUGUAGAUUUUAUACGACACCACAGUUUGUAAGUAACAUAAAAAGAGCCAGUGAUUUUACUAUGACGGUUAGUACUAUGUAUAUCUGGCUUCUCUGGCAAUAAUCUAAUAAUGGUAUUUUUGAUAA